AUGGCAGCAGCACCAAAGAACACCUCAGCAGAACCACCCCCAGUCACAUUCACCGACGACAGAACACCCUCAGCCAGACUCAACAGAGCCAUCCAGUCCGCAAACACAAACCUCGUCAAACGCCUCCUCGCCGCAGAGCCAGCCAUCGACCCCAGGAACCAGGACCCCGUGAGCAGGAAGACCAGCCUCAUCCUCGCCACCGAACACGCCAACCUCGAGAUCUGCAGGGUACUCAUCCACGUCGACGCACAGCUCAUCAGCCGAGACCUCGAAAACAACACCGUCCUCCAUCUCGCCGCCGCCAACGCACUCGAUGACAUCAUCACCCUCUACCACUCCCACUAUCCCUUCGUACUGGACUGGGCUAACUCCGAAGGAAUGACCGCACUCCAUGUCGCCUCCCAGAGGGGGCACGAGUCCACCGUCUCCCUACUCUUGGACUUCCAAGCAGACGUCGAACUAACCGACAACGAGGGCAACACCUGCCUCCACUAUGCGGCUGCAUGGGGCCAUCUCAAAAUCGUACUCCUGCUCAUCGACCGCGGAAGCCCCUUCUGGGCCAAAAACAACCAAACCUUCACGGCCUCCGAUUACGCCUUCUCUUUCUCAAUCCAAUCCGCCCUCCAGGAAUCAGCCAGAGCACACUUCGAGUCCAAAAAACAGCAGCGCCAUCAGCGCCAGCACAGGGACCGCGACAAGGAGCGCAACCAACGCACCCCAGCUGCCAUCCCCCCGGAUACUACACAGCCCCGUCCCAGCCGACUCGGCCUAAAAGACUCUCACAGCUCCACAAGCACACGCUCAACCACCACCACCAACAACAACAACAAUACCCCACAAAUCCUCAGCGCCCCCAUGAUCCCCAAGAUCUCAACCUCCCCAACCACCUCGAUCACCCAUCAUCCCCCACCCCCACCGAUCCUACCCAGCGCACUCUCCCCCUCAACCAGCUCCAAACCGCUGACCAGUCCAACCAACUCCGUCGCCACGGCCCGCACGGUAUCCUAUCUGAUCUCGAAAGACUUGGAAGCCAUCCAAGAUUUCCGCACCCGAAGCAUCUCGCUUGCGAAUACCACCACCACCACCACCACUCCUACCAACAACAAUUCCGUCAACCCUCAACACUCGGGGCCGUCUUCUGCGCCCCUGGUACCUGAAUCGCCAACCACCUCUAGCUUCAGUAACUCACGACUGCUGCCUCUCCAGCUCGUCUCCGCCGCUGCAUCCGCCAGCUCCAAAUCCUCCGGCCCCUCCUUGCGCCCCCGGAGUAGCACCGGCAACCUGAGCAACCACGCCAAUCCAGACGGCACCAGCCGCACCCGCGCGGGGAGCACGGACUCGGAGACCGGCGUGAUCAUCGCCGGUCCGGGUAUCCGCGAAGGCCUCUCGCGCCUCCGAUACCUCAAAAGCGGGCCGAGCUCGAACGCUUCGAGUAUAAGCGCCCCCAAUACCAACAACUACACUAGCACAUCCUCCGCCUCCGCCCCCGGAACCACACCCUCCACCGCCGGCCUCGCCUCCAGGCCGGCCCAUCUCGCCCUCGACACCGUCCCCGGAAGCCCCGCCCUCUCCGGCUCCUCCUCCUCCCAACUCUCUACGCCUACCUCUAAACUCUCAACCCCCUCCAACACCUCCGCCUCAACCACCAAACUCCCAACACCCAUCAACCAUCCUCGCUCGACUACUCCCACCAAGACCUCAACCACUGCCGCUGCUUCCUAA
This is a messenger RNA of Puccinia triticina, 1722 nucleotides long. RefSeq lists its product as uncharacterized. Lineage: Eukaryota; Fungi; Basidiomycota; Pucciniomycetes; Pucciniales; Pucciniaceae. The coding region runs from base 1 to 1722 and encodes 573 amino acids. The record is from RefSeq and is a predicted model, not a curated record. Gene Ontology annotation, molecular function: protein binding. The transcript is spliced from 7 exons.